This is a messenger RNA of Sclerotinia sclerotiorum 1980 UF-70, 1062 nucleotides long. RefSeq lists its product as hypothetical. Gene Ontology annotation, cellular component: CCAAT-binding factor complex. Gene Ontology annotation, molecular function: DNA-binding transcription factor activity, RNA polymerase II-specific; RNA polymerase II cis-regulatory region sequence-specific DNA binding. Bases 1 to 1062 code for a protein of 353 amino acids. Lineage: Eukaryota; Fungi; Ascomycota; Leotiomycetes; Helotiales; Sclerotiniaceae. Gene Ontology annotation, biological process: regulation of transcription by RNA polymerase II. The record is from RefSeq and is a predicted model, not a curated record. The transcript has a single exon.
AUGAUGGAGUACGCGCAUUAUCAGCAACCGCCGCAAGGCCAGCAUAGUCAUACACAGACGCAUAUUCAAGGUGGAUAUUCAAAUUCCGGUCAACACUCAAAUCCCGGAGCUCCAAUUACUUCCCCAUCUCAACAACAACCAUCGGUCCAUUCGCAGCAUGGUGUCCAACAAUCUCCAAUUCUUUCUUCGCAGUCGCAGCAAGGAGGACCCAAUGCGGGACACAUGCAGCAACACACAAUGGGAUACCAACCAGCAUACCCAAUAUCGCAGAUGAACAUGCAAUAUGGCGGCAAUCCGAUUACUCCUCAAGCAGCAGCAAUGGCAGCAACCAAUGCAGCCGCUGGUAACUAUCCUUAUAGUAUGCCCGACUCAAGCUUGCCCCAAACAUCGCCAAGAAUAGGUGCGGGUAUCAAUGUGAAGAAGGAAAGAGUACCGCGAUCACCAACACAGGUUGGCAUCAAUCAAAUUGCUCAAAAUCGUCGCAUGAGUACACAACAAGUCGGUAGUCCCGCCGUACCUAAUGCGCAACCUCAUAUGAACCAUGCGCCUCGGUCAUCGGUUUCAGGACCUUCCAUGACAGGACCACCCAUGUCGGCACCACCACCACCACAUCCUCAAUCUCCUGAACUUGUAUCAGGAGCAGUUGAGGAAUCGCCUUUGUAUGUCAACGCAAAGCAAUUUCAUCGUAUUUUGAAGCGUCGCGUGGCGAGACAGAGAUUAGAGGAAGCCCUACGAUUGACUUCGAAGGGUAGGAAGCCAUAUUUACACGAGAGUAGACAUAAUCACGCGAUGAGAAGACCCAGAGGUCCUGGUGGUCGAUUCUUAACAGCAGAUGAGGUUGCAGAAAUUGAAAGAACAAAGGGUGAUGGUGGAGAAGAGAAUGAUAAAUCAUUAGAAACCCCGGCUAAGGGCAUUUCUAGUGUGGGUGCUGGUUCGGGAACUAAGCGAAAAGCCGAUUCCGAUAAUCACACUCCUAGUAAGAAAGCUAAAUUGGUGGCUGCAGCAAGAGGCAGUGCCGAGGAAGAUGAUGAGGAUGAGGAUGAUGCGGAAGAUGAUGGAUGA